Scophthalmus maximus (turbot) is the source of this 6895-nucleotide messenger RNA. It is a transcript of the gene hs6st3b, whose product is annotated as heparan sulfate 6-O-sulfotransferase 3b. Bases 2325 to 3641 code for a protein of 438 amino acids. Lineage: Eukaryota; Metazoa; Chordata; Actinopteri; Pleuronectiformes; Scophthalmidae. Gene Ontology annotation, cellular component: membrane. Gene Ontology annotation, molecular function: heparan sulfate 6-sulfotransferase activity. The record is from RefSeq and is a predicted model, not a curated record. The transcript has 2 exons.
CGCUGACGCUCAGUUAGCAGCGUCUGGCUCAAAGCACCAAACAGACGAGCGCGUGGUGUCGGUGAGGUGGCAGCUUUCACAUGCAGCUGGACACAAAACACCUGGACAUCAGUAUCAAAAUAAGUUUAGUCCACACAGAUCAUUUAUCUGCAAUACAAGGAUAUGUUUUCCAAUUUUAAAAAAAAUUAUGGUUAUUGCAAAUUGUUGGACUGCGGCGUUUUGUUGGUUGGUAAAAUGUUUGAUGUCCAGAAUUCCUUCAGAAAUGCAAUUGUACCAGUAAAAUGUAGAAUGUAGAAUGUAAAAGCUGUGGUCACAAAACAGCAAUGAGACCAAUUGAGACAAUGACAAUAUUUGUGUAUGCUUUAUCAAAAGAAUAUCUUAUAUACAUAAAAAGAAGGUAAAAGUAUAGUGGUACCAAAUACCACAGUUGCUUCAGUGAAAUUAUUUAAUUAUUUUCAUGCAGCGAGAGGAAUUUCAGUGCUGCCUGAUCCAUAUGCUUUCUUUGUUAGUAUUAUUAUCAUCAUUAUAGAUUAAUCUACGUGUAUUUGAAUCUAUUUGUGUAUCAAUAUUAGUUAGUUGCCAGAAUAUUUCUCUGCUUGUCUCUGUAAUUUUACGUGUCUGCACAAUAAGUAUUGCACAUCUGUUCGCCUUGUAAGCGGGGUUCCGUCCAUCUUUUCAUGGGGGAGUUUUUCCUUAUUCAAAUGUCAUAUUCUGCACAGAUUGAAAAGUUUCUUGAAGCAAAUUUUGUGAUUUGUGUGACUUCCAUAAAGUUGGGAAUUUUUUAAUCAACACUAUCUAAAUCAACUAAAUCAAUGCAGAAGAGACAGAGAUAUCCUACAGUUUUCCAUGCCACACCAUCUUUAAUCAGUCCCUUCCUGCCUGAUAAAUCUUCACUUUGGGAUUGCAAGCAAGCUGCAGUUUUAAAUAAUGCUUGAUGGCACCACCAGGGUAACUUUCUGCAGACUUUGUGAAGCUCCUUGCAGAGCCUCACAGCAUUGCUGUUUCCACAGGCUGAGUUGUAUCGGCCUAUACUUCCCUUGACCAGUGAACAGAUCCUUGUUAGUAAAAAUGGGUGGAGUGUUCCUUUAAUCCCAAUUUUUUGUUAUUACUGUAAAGGUUCAAGGUUUGUCAAAGCCAGUCGUCCAUUUCAUAUUUUUGCCAGUUGGCCACUAUAGUGACAUUUAAAACACUAAUGAACCCAUAAUGCUGGAUUUGCAGUAUGCUGCUUUAUUAAGUCCAUGGAUAGCAGCGUUAAUGGAAUACUAAUUACUAAAUUUCACAUCAUUACAGUAAAUGAAUUCCAAUAGAUAGAUAGAUAGAUGGAAAGAUACAGUUGUCUGUGGUUGCAGUAGAUGCGAUAACUUCUGCAGAGCUGCUUCACUUUUAAUUGGUUUUCCCUAUAACAGCACUGCCCUUUGAGCAGAUAUCAUGAACAAUUAAAUUGGCUUUACUCUUUGUAAAACUGGUAACCGUUGCCACCAGGCAGUUGGGUAUAGUGAUAUCUCUUUAAUCAUCAAAGGUCACACUGGGAUGAAUACUCCUUAAAAAAAAAAAAAAAAGUUCCAGCAGCAGAUUUGGUAUUUGGUAUUUAUAAGUGGUUAAAUCUGUGCUUUGUCUCAGUUCAGUGUCAGUUUUGGGCUUCUGGCUUUUGCACUAUGUUGAACAAGAUUAUGGGAUAGACGGGAUGGGGUGUGUGUUGGGGGGGCUUUUGAUGCCCAACCACAACGGCAGCAUAACGCAUAGCCUAUUUGUCGGAUCGGAUGCAGCAGCAUCCUCUCCAAGCUCUGCCUCAGCACAGUCACACAGACGCCUCAGCCAGCGGAGGAUGCUGAUGCUGCUGCUGCUGCUGCCGGACGAUCCGUGCCGUGCCGUGCGAGCCUUUUCCUGCUGAAAUGAGUCUGCCACCGAAAGCGAAUCACACUGCGACCUAGACCCCGCACCAAAAGAACUUCGCAACAAAACUCUUCCUCGAUUUGGCUCAAUUUCCACUUGACACCGCGGCAGCAUGGGAGUCGCCGGCGCGGACGCAGCUCCACACCGGCUCCAGAAGUUGGACAGGCAAACAAAUGUGAUGGCAUGAAUGUCCCCUUUCCAGGCGGCGUGCGAUCUUGCAGAGACCAAAACAGGUGGACGCGUCCCCUUUUUUUUGUCCAGAUUCGUGUACGUGUGCGUUUUGGAUUGUGUUAUAGAUCUGGUCAACAUGAGGCAGCUGAAUAAGAUGCACCUUUAAUCUGACUCGAGGCAUGGAGGAGUAUUGAUCCCCGCAGAACCCACGGGCUGCCACUUGUUAUUCACAGUAAUGGAAUGAAGACACUCCUCUUGAUAUGAUGGAUGAGAGAUCCAGCAAGCUCGUCCUGGUUCCCAUCCUGGCCGUGCUGUUUGUCAUGAUAGGUUACCAGUACAUCUGUCCCGCCGGCAGCAAUUCGUGCCCCUUCAAGGCCGGGGAGCAGUUCGACGGGGCGAGUCUGCUGUCCGGCCCGUACCAGGACAACGACGACUUCUACCGGGACCAAGACCUGGAGGACGACGGGCCCGCGAAGGCGCCCUCCAAGUUCAACUUCACCGAGCGGGACCUCGACCGGCACGUGGAGUUCAACAUCAAGGGCUCCGACGUGAUCGUGUUCCUGCACAUCCAGAAGACCGGCGGCACCACCUUCGGCCGGCACCUGGUGAGGAAUAUUCGCCUGGAGCAGCCGUGCGACUGCAAGCCCGGCCAGAAGAAGUGCACGUGCCACCGGCCGGGCAGGGACGAGUCCUGGCUCUUCUCGCGCUUCUCCACGGGCUGGAGCUGCGGGCUGCACGCCGACUGGACCGAGCUCACCAACUGCGUGCCCGUCAUCAUGGACAAGAAGGAGGCCGAGAGGAACAGAAGGAACUUCUACUACAUCACCAUGCUGCGUGACCCGGUCUCCCGCUACCUGAGCGAGUGGAAGCACGUUCAGCGUGGCGCCACAUGGAAGACCGCCCUCCAUAUGUGUGAUGGACGCUCACCCACCCAGGACGAGCUGCCCACCUGCUACAGUGGAGAUGACUGGUCCGGUGUCACCCUGACAGCGUUCAUGAACUGCCCGUCCAACCUGGCUAAUAACCGGCAGGUCCGCAUGUUGGCUGACCUGAGCCUGGUCGGCUGCUACAACCUGUCCUCUAUGAACGAGAGCCAGCGCGACCACAUCCUGUUGAGCAGCGCCAUGAGCAACCUGAAGAACAUGGCUUUCUACGGCCUGACUGAGUUCCAACGCAAGACGCAGUACCUGUUUGAGCGGACGUUCAGCCUGCGUUUCAUCUCGGCGUUCACGCAGAUCAACAGCACGCGGGCGGCCAACGUGGACCUGAGCGAGCCCGUGCGCCGACGCAUCGAGGAGCUCAACUUCUUGGACGUGCAGCUGUACGAGUACGCAAAGGACUUGUUCCUCCAGCGCUUCCAGUUCACCCGCCAGAGGGAGCACCAGGAGGUGCGCUUGAAGAGGCGCGAGGAGAGGCGCUGGCUGAGGGAGCAGAGAGAGCAGGGCAGGCCGUGGCAGCCCAAGCACAGAGGAAAUGGAAAUAGAGGCGGGAGACGGGGAGGAGGUUUUGAGAAAGGGACUGAUGGUGACUUUCCCGCCACUACUGAGGACUACACAAGCCAAGUGGCCCGCUGGUGAAGCUCUGGUCCCGUAAAGAGAGAGGAGAAAGUGAGAGAGAGCGCCCGACGGAGAUUCCUCACAGACUACUUCAAACGUUUCCUUUGACGCUCUCUUGCACAUCCUACGUCUCUCUCUUUUCGUCUAACCAUUAAUCUGUCUCCUGCAUCCAUCCGUUUCUCAGCUUCAGUUUGAUCCGAGCGCUCUGCUGUUUUCUUUUAUGAAAACUUCCAAGCCUGUGAGUCUCCCAGCAGCUCUGCCUUGGACUGCCUUUUGGUGUCUUAAAUCUUUAAAUGCUGUUUGUAUAUUUUUUGUCGUAUAAUUUUAUGCCUUUGUUGUUUACCAUUUUGUGUAAAAAGACAUUAAACUGAGGUGAAGGGAGGGGAAAAAACAAUCAAAAGAAGCUGCCGUAGACUGCAAUGCUUUUAAUUUUGACAUUAACUGCAAAAUUAAAUUGUCAUUCAAGUCAUUGUCGGUGUUGCAACUGGUAGAAAACGUUUUCCGUUUGAAAGAUGUAGUUGUAGAAAAACUGAUGGUUGCAUGUCACAUAUCGCACAUUAUACGAAAUUGGGGAUGAUACUUUCCAAAAGAUAUACAGGACUGUACUGUAAACCAAAGUGAAAAACACAAUAUACAUUAUCUAUUUGCUUUUAAUUUUAAUGCCAAUGAAUCCCUCUCCGAGGACCAUGUUUUAUGCAUGCAGUACCCACCUUUUUAAACCAAAUUUAAGAACAAUGAUGCUGAUAUUUUGGUUGCAGUGCAAUAUUUACAUUAUUAUUUUCUAAGUGCAAUACUUGGCAGAACACAGCUCCCAAAGACAACGUAGUGUGCACACAAAGCCAGUCACAAUGGGGGCAUCCAAGCUGAGAACCUUUAGAAGAACUUUGUGUUUUUUUAAUAUCAGAAAUGGAAACAACUACUCUGCAAUGAGAAAAGCUAAUACAUUUUUUGAAGUAGAGGGGGUUGCGGAUAGAAAGUUGGUAAAUAGUACAGGUGAUGAAAUGUGUCAGUGUGGCUGGUGUGUGGCUCGACUGUAAAUUAGAUGAUCAGCAUUCCGUUCUCAUGCCCCUCCCCGUCACACUGUCUGCUUUUACAUGUUUGUAGAGCUGACGGCAGCUGCACUGUGGGCAGUGAGAGCGCUCUAAUGCCAGAAGAGUGCCAGCCUACAAAGGCCAGCCUCAAAGCAGACAGUCGGGGAAAUAAAACACGUCUGUCAUUUCUUCUGCCCGAUAGUUUCCAGUCCCUCAAAUCCAAUCAGCGGAACAGCACACGAGGAUGAAAGAGGGCUUGCUUCUCUCUGGUUAAAUAGGCUUCAGUGAUGCGUUUUAUGCCUCUCAUCUCAUAUUCACUCAACAUCCCUGUUUAUCAAGUGAAAUGUUCACUAAAUGUCAACACUGAAGUCAUAUAGCUGCUGCUGUUCGAACAGUAAUUUCCUCACGUUUCCUCUCAGACUGCAGUUACUUAUAAAAUACCUCAGAUGGCACAGUUUUGUCUCAUUUACAAGAAUCACCCAUGUGUUGUCUUGUUUGAGUGAUUCAUGCACUGGCACAGUGAAUGAGAUGAAUGAAUACAGCUUUGAUUGUUGGAGCUGUAUCGGUGCACUUACGUCUGCGUGAGUUCAGUGAGUGUGUGGAUGGAUGGCACAAAGGCGAAGUGCACAUCACAUUGAUAACACUAGAUUAGUGUUUCCAGCGAGUAGCUGCCAGCUACAGCUCUGAAUGCUGACUCAAUCUGAAUAGAAUUUAGAUUGAGGUCCAUGUCUUGAUGCCAUUUGUGACAUAGCACUGAAACAGCAUGAUGUCCCACUCUGAUUUAAUCUCAAAUGGGUAAAUUGGGAUACUUCUUCUGCAAUACAUUUCAAAGGAAGAUUUAAAGUCCACUACAUUUAUUUGACAGUAGUCUUUUAUCAGAUUGCAAACUUAACAUGCAACAUUAAAAUGUUGCUUAUAUGCUGAUGUAUCAUCGACAACAUCAAAUUAUAUUAAAUAAUUUUUACAUGUUCUGCUUGGUGAGAACCUUUACGAUUGGAAAAAAUAUUGCCCCCAAGUGCCCCAAAUAUUGGACAUGUCUCUAGGGUAUUAAAUAUUUUCAACAGAACAAACAACAGGAGAUUUCUUUUUAAAAUACCAAUUUCCUCAAGGCAAUUUAUGGUUGGAAAUUUCUUGUAUAAACCAACAUGCUGCACUCCUGUGUGAUAAGCCCCUCACUGACAGAUGGCAUGAGCAGUAGAAGAGCUGUAUGGCUAUUAAUGAAACACUCCUUCUAGUGUUGUAAAUGUGCUGUGUGUGUGUGUGUGCGUGUGUGUGUUUGUGUGUGUGUGUGUGUGUGUGUGUGUGUGUGUGUGUGUAUGUGUGUGUGUGUGUGUGUGUGUGUGUGUGUGUGUGUGUGUUUCGUGAGCUCUAACAAAAAGUCAGGUGAUGGAUAUAAAUGUUAUAUGUGUGAUCAUCGUAUUAUUGUUGUAAACUGAAUUAAAAUCAUUGACUGUACAUUCAUUCAUUGCCUUGGCAUCAUCAACUAUGUGCAGUAUAGAAAACUCACUUUUUGAGGGUGAGAUCUCGACCACUGUUUAGUAAAUCUUUUGCAGAGGUCAGGGGUUCAUGUCUCAGUGACCGACCGCUGCCACUACUACUGUGAUUUGAUUUACCUGUAAACCCUCUGUGCUUAUUCCAUAUCUGAACACAAAAAAUAUAGUUUAACUACUCAACAAUAAUGAAUAAAAAGAGUAUGCUGUUAAAAUUUAGGCUUAUGUGUCUGCGAUAAAAAUUAAAAAAAAAGCUGCUUCCUAAAAGACUUUCCACCAAUUUUGGAAUCAGAGAAGUGAAAAUUCUCAGAUUAUGGUGUAAAUAAAUUAUGAAUAAAGCAAACAUGUAUUUUCACUCUUGCUUAUACUGCCAUUCCCAGAAAAAUUGUGGCAUGCCACUUUGUUAAAGGAGGAUUUUAAUAAAUUUGUACUGCCACUCAAUGAAAGCGCAUCUCUCUUGUGAAGCUGAUCUAUCUGUAUUUAUUUGUUUAUUCAUAUGAUUUUAACUGUUGCUAAAGAAUGGCUUUGCCUGAUGGGAAAUUAGCAGCACCUCAGUGACAGCGGAGGGGGCGUUCUUGGUGUAAGAAUUUCUAUGUACAUGUUAAAAGUCUUGUGAUGAAAUGAACAGUCUAAAAAGCCUUUUGGCCUGUAAUAUUUAAUCUGCCAUUUUUCUUGUUUGACCUGAAUAAAAUAAAAAAAAACGAGUGAAUUCUGCUUAAGAUAUCAGAAAUAAAAGCAUUGAAUGGUCAUGACA